AUGGUGCCCGAUUGGGCGUCAUUUCGUAUACUACUUAGAAACUCAGUGGAAGUUAACGUGUGGCCUGUGAGCUACAAAGGGCAGGGUGCCAACUUGAUUACCGUGAAUUUUAUAGCUGCUUUGAGAGUGGGAGGAAAGUGCUACUGUAUUAAAAAACCUUUGGUCAAGGAAAAAUCUCUGGAUUUGACACGUGACAGGUUCUAUAUCAACAAAGCUUUGGUUGUGUUUGAUUGCCUUCUUCGUUUCAGACCGCUGAUCCAUCGGUCGUCGAAUCUAGGGUUUUUACAAUUUCUCCGAGAAAGGAGCAGGAUUAUAUUUGUUACUUCAAGUUUUGGGGCUCUUUCUGCGCUCAAUAUCUAG
Molecule: messenger RNA, 360 nt
Organism: Ilex paraguariensis (yerba mate)
Lineage: Eukaryota; Viridiplantae; Streptophyta; Magnoliopsida; Aquifoliales; Aquifoliaceae
Source: the annotation of a GenBank genome assembly